CUAGGCAACCUUUGGGGUCAGCAUAAUAGUACACAGCCACAUUUUGUUGCCCCCCUAUUUAACAAGGCCUCUUUUUCAAAAUUUCUUCAUUUUGGUCCAACAACUAUCCUAGCAAAUCCUUCAUACUCCAAAUGGCUCAGAUGAAAGUGGUAAUGAAGGUGCUCACCAUGUCUGAUGAAAAGACAAAGCAGAAAGCCAUAGAAGCUGCAGCUGAUAUUUUAGGGGUAGAUUCAAUAGCAGCAGAUCUGAAGGAACAGAAACUAACAGUAAUAGGAGAAAUGGAUGCAGUAGCAGUGGUAAAGAAGUUGAAAAAGGCAGUGGGUAAAGUUGAUAUAUUAUCAGUAGGGCCAGCUAAGGAAGAGAAGAAAGAAGAGAAAAAAGAAGAGAAAAAAGAGGAAAAGAAAGAGGAAAAGAAGGAAGAAAAGAAAGAGGAAAAGAAAGAAGAGAAGAAAGAAGAGCCGCAGAAGUGACUUAUCUCCAUUUGGAUUUGGUAUAGUACAAUCCAAACAAUCAUUCAAAGCUUUGAUAGAGAAGCUUUGGUUCUUCAAAUUGCAAGUAUGAAUCGCUUCUUUGUCUCUUUAGACUAAUUAAAUAAAAUUUUGUCUUGUUUCUUCCCGUUAUUCCUUUCAACUUUUCUAUUUUCUGUUUUAUAUUAUUUCAACUUCGUUUGGUGAGGAGAAAAAUGUAGGCGUUUAAGAAUGAAUAUAACAAUAAUUUUUCUCUGUUUAUUGGACAAAAAUGGGAAAAUCAGUAUGCUGGCGUCCUACUU
Molecule: messenger RNA, 769 nt
Organism: Nicotiana attenuata
Lineage: Eukaryota; Viridiplantae; Streptophyta; Magnoliopsida; Solanales; Solanaceae
Product: heavy metal-associated isoprenylated plant protein 39
Exons: 3
Coding region: 132-470 (112 amino acids)
Molecular function (GO): metal ion binding
Source: RefSeq, a predicted model, not a curated record